Molecule: messenger RNA, 2872 nt
Organism: Vespa mandarinia (Asian giant hornet)
Lineage: Eukaryota; Metazoa; Arthropoda; Insecta; Hymenoptera; Vespidae
Product: UDP-glucosyltransferase 2-like
Molecular function (GO): UDP-glycosyltransferase activity
Source: RefSeq, a predicted model, not a curated record
AAGAAAACGGAAACGGAAACGAAAAAGAAAAAGCGAGAGAUAGAUAGAUAGAGAGAGAGAGAGAGAGAGAGAAAGAGAGAGAGAGAGAGAGAGAGAGGAAGAGAAAAACAGAUACAGAACUAUAAUUAGGUAGUUACUGUUGAUUUCUGAACUUUACGUCAUUUGCUAUUGCAUGUUUCCGAUACGUAUGUAUGUAUAUAAAACGAAAUGAAUGCAGAGUUGAGUUAAAUAAUAUUGAUUAGACGUAACCGAAGAAAUUUGCAAACGAGAGUGAAGGGAAAGGGUGAAAGGAAGAGGAGGAGAUUCGGUGGGAAAUAAAGGAGAAAGAAGAAAAAGAAAAGGGAAAAAGAAAAAAGAAGGAGAGUGAGGAAAAAGAGAUACGAGGGUGAAAAAAAAAAAACAAAAAAAAAAAGAAAAUGAAAGCGUUACGGUAUAUUAUUAUUUGGAUGACAUUGUUUCUGACGUAUUCUCAGGGAUAUCGAAUACUUGGAAUUUUUGCAUUUCAAGCAAAAAGUCAUUUUGUCAUGUUCGAAGCAUUGAUGAAGAAUCUUGCUAAUAAGGGUCAUCAAAUUGACGCGAUAACUUCGUUUCAUUUGAAAAAGCCAUUCGUUAAUAUUACAGAAUUGGUUGUGAUAACACCGCAAAUGAAAUUGGUCAAUAAUAUAUCGUACGAACAGAUGAAGACGUUACUAACCGUUCUUCCGGUAAAAGCGAUUGCUAACAUGGGUGGUAUUGAAGUUUGUGAAUAUUUGGGACGUCCAGAAAUUCAAAAAUUAUUACGAAAUCCUCCGAAAAAUCCACCGUACGAUGUCAUUUUGAUAGAGAUUCUUGGUGCUCAUUGUUUAGCCAUAUUCGGACAUCUUUUCAACGUACCAGUGAUUGGUAUCAGUUCGUGUACUCUUUAUCCAUGGCACAAUCAUAUUAUCGGAAAUCCCGAAAAUUUAGCCAUUUUGCCGAACAAUUUAUUAAACUUUAACAAUCCAAUGAACUUUUGGCAACGAACGUACAACUUUCUACACACUGUCUUCAACAAAAUAUACUUCGAUCAUUUGACCAAAUAUCAAGAUGAACAAAUAAGAAAGUACGUCGGUCCAAAUUUACCGAGUGUGCGACAAUUGGAAAAAAAUAUUUCUAUGAUUCUGGUGAACUCAUAUUUCACUUUAAAUGGAAUUAGACCAUUAACGCAGGCACACAUAGAAGUCGGUGGAUUGCAUAUACAAGAUGACGGCUCGGAAUUAUCACCUGAGCUACAGAAAUGUUUGGACGAGAACAAAGAUGGUUUUGUCUAUUUCACAUUUGGUUCUAUGAUCAAGAUCGAAUCAUUUCCAAGAAAGAUUCUCGAUAUAUUCUAUAAAUCUUUCGAAAGGAUAUCGCCAGUAAAUAUUUUAAUGAAGAUUCCAAAUCCCAAAGAGUUACCACCUGGUUUGCCAAAGAACGUUCACACUUUGCCGUGGAUACCACAAUUGAAAGUUUUACAACAUCCGAAUGCGAAGGCGUUUAUUACUCAUGGUGGUCUUAUGGGAACACAGGAAGCCAUUUCAUGUGGCGUUCCAAUGAUCGGAGUACCAAUCUUCGGCGACCAAUUUUCAAAUGUCGCUAAUUAUGUUAAGAAGAACAUCGCAAUAAAAUUAGACUAUGAAAAUUUAUCGCAAGAUGACAUGGACGCGGCAUUGAACGAAAUCUUAAAUAAUUCCACAUACAGGAAGGCCGCACGUAAAGUCGCACAAAAAUUUAUAGAUAGGCCGUUGAAGGCAAUCGAUACGGCUAAUUAUUGGAUUGAAUAUAUCGUGAAAUACGGAUGGGACGCACUCCGUUCACCGGCCAUGGACUUGAAUUGGUGGGAAAACGAUCUUUUAGACGUAUAUACAUUCUUAUUGUUGAUUAUAGUUAUCCUCAUUUACAUAACAAUUCGAUUAAUUCAAAUAUUUCUGAGCACAAUUUUAUCUAACUCAAAUAUCAACGUUUCACCCAUGAAGAAGAUGUCAUAACAAUCUGAUUUCGGGAUAUAAUAUUUCAUGAUUUUUUAAAACAUAAAUGAAUUUAUUUGGAAUUUAUUCCUAUGAAUACAUUCAACUGAUGAUAAAUUUGUGGUGAUGUUUGAAAGAUUAAUUCGACUUCACGCUGAUAUUAAUGUAUGAAUAAAUUAUAGAUCGAUAAACGAUCUUGUUCAAAAAAAAAAUAAGAUUUAUCUAUGAUGACUAAUAGAAAUAUUCUAAUAUUUACUAUUUCCAAAUUUAUCUUCAAUUAUGUAUCCCAAUUUUUUUGUCGAUGAUAGAAAAGAUAUCAAUAAUAAUUCAUAUUUUUGUAUCAAAGAAAAAUCCAUAUCGAAAUCAUCGAUUCCAAAUAUUAAGGGAAUCGUUUGGCAACAGACGACUCACUAUACCAACCAGCUAACUUAAGUCAGUCAGUAAGUACAAUAUACCCAUACAAAACAUGAUACUGUUUACUAUAUAAUAGUUACGAUUGUCAUGUUUUGUUUUUUCUCUUAAUAAAAGUUAUCAAAUAGAUUAAAUCGUUUAAAUUGACAUAUUCACUUAAAUCUUUUGCAUUAUCAAUUUAGUGUAAAAAAUGAUUCCGAUAUAUUGAUAAUAGCUCAAUAUUCACAGUUCGGAUAAUUUCGAGCAUGAGUCCACGAAAAACGAAGAUAUAUUUGUCGUUAAAUGAUCCAUGAUCCAUGAGUUUAAAGUGUUAAGUCUCUAACAGAUGAUUAUCGCAUGCAUUAAAAUUCGUGGUCUUCGUUGAUCGUUAGUGACAUGCAUUAAUAGUAACUCUUCAAGAACGCUCGUUAACGCUCAUUCUCUAUAGUCUUAAAUACAUUCACCGACUUUGACGUAAUUAUGCCGUUAUUACGAUGAUUGUGCAGAAACAAAAA